AAUCAAACACUGAUCAACAGAGAGAGUGUGAUUUACAGCAAAAAAAAAAAAAAAGUAAUAAUGUAAGAAAAAACGAAGAAGAAGAAAGAAAAUGGAUUCUCAGAACACAACAACAGAAAAAAACUGGAAACACUCUCUUCUCUAUCUAAUCUUCAUCAUUUCAAUUCUUCACCUUACAAAUCAAACAAAUUUCUCACGUAAAUUAAUUCUCGGCAACGAAACAGUGCGUAUCAAGAAGAAUCCAGAACUUCCUCUCCGGUUCCGUUCCGACGGUACCUUCAAAAUCCUCCAAGUUGCUGAUAUGCAUUAUGGAAAUGGAAUAACGAGGUGUAGAGAUGUGUUAGCUUCUGAAUUUGAGUUUUGUUCUGAUCUCAAUACUACUCAAUUUUUGAAGCGUGUUAUUGAGGAUGAAAGUCCUGAUUUUCUUGCAUUUACUGGAGAUAAUAUAUUUGGAUCAAGCAGUCCUGAUGCUGCAGAAUCUAUGUUUAAAGCAUUUGGUCCUGCCAUGGAAUCAGGACUUCCUUGGGCUGCAAUUUUGGGAAACCAUGACCAAGAAUCAACUUUGAAUCGUGAAGAAUUAAUGACCUUAAUCUCCCUUAUGGACUAUUCAGUCUCCCAGAUCAAUCCAUCAGCUGAUAGUCUUACUGAUUCUGCUACUGGGCGCAUGAUCUCUAAAAUUGAUGGCUUCGGAAAUUAUAACCUAAGAGUUUAUGGUGCCCCAGGUUCAAUGCUUGCAAACAACAGUGUUUUGAAUCUUUUCUUUCUUGACAGUGGUGACCGGGUUGUUUAUCAGGGAAUUCGAACUUAUGGAUGGAUCAAAGACUCCCAACUUCAAUGGCUGCGUCAUGUUUCUCGAGAACUCCAGGGACAAGAGACUGAUGCUACUUAUCCAAUCAAAACACCGGCACUUGCAUUUUUCCAUAUUCCUAUUCCAGAAAUUCGGCAGCUGUUUUAUAAAGAGAUUAUAGGGAAAUUUCAAGAGGGUGUAGCUUGUUCUCGGGUGAACUCAGCAGUAUUGCAAACCUUUGUCUCCAUGGGAGAUGUGAAGGCCGUGUUCAUAGGCCACGACCACACCAAUGACUUCUGUGGGAAGUUGGAUGAGAUAUGGUUUUGUUACGGCAGUGGAAUCGGUUACCAUGGAUAUGGAAAAGCUGGGUGGCCAAGGAGAGCAAGAAUUAUACAGGCUGAACUUCAGAAGGGAAAAAAGUCAUGGACAAAUGUGCAGAGAAUUAUGACUUGGAAACGACUUGAUGAUGAGAAAAUGAGCAAAAUUGAUGAACAAGUCCUAUGGGAUCGAUUGCUUUCUAGAUGAUCAUUGCACUAUUACUCUGCUUCCUUAGGCACUCACAAGACAUGCACUGAACACAAUACAAAUGCCGACACAUAGAUCACCGUAAUGAUUUUAGAAAAUAGAAAUGAUUGUAUGUAGUUACAAAUGUCAAUGUCGUGUUGGACAAUGACACAUGUGAGAUACCCGGACACGUCUCCAAUUUGAAGUGUUUUUAUUUUUAUUUGUGUCUCCAAUUUUUUAUUUUUAUUUUGUUCAUUUUAAUUUGCUGACCAUCUUGCAAGUUGCAACCAAGGUUGAUGGAAGUGUUUAGGUCCAUCGUCAUGCUUAACACUCAUUGAAUUGUUAGAGAAUGCUUUUUUUUUUUGACAAAGAAUUGUUAGAGAAUGUUAGAAUCCGUAAAUUCUAUGAUUUCAUGAAA
Messenger RNA from Trifolium pratense (red clover), 1709 nucleotides. Its product is annotated as probable inactive purple acid phosphatase 28. Gene Ontology annotation, molecular function: hydrolase activity, acting on ester bonds. Gene Ontology annotation, cellular component: cytoplasm. The record is from RefSeq and is a predicted model, not a curated record. Lineage: Eukaryota; Viridiplantae; Streptophyta; Magnoliopsida; Fabales; Fabaceae. The coding region runs from base 92 to 1312 and encodes 406 amino acids. The transcript is spliced from 4 exons.